Linum tenue is the source of this 1653-nucleotide messenger RNA. Lineage: Eukaryota; Viridiplantae; Streptophyta; Magnoliopsida; Malpighiales; Linaceae. The record is from the annotation of a GenBank genome assembly.
AAACCCAGACUCUCAAAACCCUAGCGCCAUUUCCACAAAUCAACGCCGCAGCAGCAUCAGCUGAGCCAAGCAACAAUGGUGUCCGGUUCAGGAAUCUGCGCCAAGAGGGUGGUCGUCGACGCCCGCCACCACAUGCUCGGCCGCCUCGCCUCGAUCCUUGCCAAGGAGCUCCUCAACGGCCAGAAGGUCGUCGUCGUUCGAUGCGAGGAGAUUUGCCUGUCCGGCGGACUGGUUCGCCAGAAGAUGAAGUACAUGAGGUUCUUGAGGAAGCGGAUGAACACCAAGCCUUCCCACGGGCCAAUCCACUUUCGCGCUCCUUCGAAGAUACUCUGGCGCACCAUUCGCGGCAUGAUUCCUCACAAGACCAAGCGCGGGGAGGCUGCCCUCGCCAGGUUGAAGGUCUACGAGGGCGUCCCGCCGCCGUACGACAAGGUUAAGAGGAUGGUGAUCCCCGACGCUCUCAAGGGUUUUGAGGUUGCAGAGUGGUCAUAAGUACUGCUUGUUGGGCAAACUCUCUUCUGAAGUUGGAUGGAAUCACUAUGAUACCAUUAAGGUAAUUGCAGCUUUUAUUCCGCUGAUUGAUUUGACAUUGCGGCUAGAUUGUAAGUCGUUUGUGUAUGAGCGAGUUGUUUUAACUCAAGUAUUGCAUACUGCAUUGUCAAUUCGUUGGUGUUUCUGACAACAAGACUAACAUAGGAAGGUAUUAGCAGAAGCUUCUCGUUUUUAAGUUCUAAGUUUCUUUUAAUUGUAAGUUGAUCGUCCGUUAUACAAUGCAAUUUGAUGCCAUUAUUAUGUUGUGCUUCCAAGUGUUGAGCUAGUGAGUUAAUCCUGUGUAUGAAUGCUGCUUCUGAAUUCAGUCUAUUAGGCUUUUCCAUUCAGUACCUCCAGUUUCAGAGCAUACUUUGAAUUCUGAUAUGCUGGCUGUGUGCUGAGUGAUGAUGGAUGUUGCUUGUAUGUAAUGUACCAACUAAGUUGCAAUGUAAUUGUACACAGGGUGUUGAUGUUGGAUCAUUUAUUGUUGCCAAUACUUUAUUUUGAACUAAUCUCCAUUAAUAUCACAACAGGAGCUUGAGAGGAAGAGGAAGGAGAAGUCAGCUGUCAUGUACGAGAGAAAGAAGCAGUUGGCCAAGCUCAGGGUCAAGGCUGAGAAGACCGCCGAUGAGAAGCUCGGUGCCCAGCUGGAAGUCAUUGCUCCCAUCAAAUAUUGAUUUGGUUUUCCUAAACAGGAGCUUGGUUUUCUAUGGUUUGCUGCAUGAUCUCCGCUAGGGAUUAAAUCUUUGCAAGUUUUCGGAGUAUGUAUUUUGGUCAUUCUGGUUUUGUUUCGGAUUUAUCUGAAGAAAGUGGAUUAAUUUUUGUGAUAGUUAUAUUUAGAAUCAUUUCCCUGCCAUCAUUCACAUGCUCUGCUAUUAUUCAAGUUAUUCGAAAAUGAUUCGACUCUUCAACAAUCUCUUCACCGCUCGUUCUACCAUAGGUGCUUGGAAAUGUAGUUUCUUUCCAAUCCUUUACUAGUCUGUGUGGACGUGUCAAUGGCCAGACGUUGUUUUUGGUUGCUUAUCCCGGCAGCCAUCGGCGAUGGCUAUGAGUUACCUCGAGUCACAGGUUUCAUACAAAGUUGUUAUUUUUUUGUCAUGGGCAAUGCAGUAAAAAAUGUAG